This is a messenger RNA of Miscanthus lutarioriparius, 426 nucleotides long. The record is from the annotation of a GenBank genome assembly. NCBI's taxonomy places the organism in Eukaryota, Viridiplantae, Streptophyta, Magnoliopsida, Poales, Poaceae.
AUGGAUGAUUACAAAGAGCAAGAACCUGCAAGGUGCCAUGUAAAUAUGGAAGAAACAAAGGAGGAAAAUGCAGGGGAACUUACUGUGCAGAGCGACAUCUACGGUUUUGGGGUAGUGCUUUGUGCCUUUGAUAUAAACCGGCCGAAGGGGGAGCAGAAUCUAGUCGAACGGGCACGGCCACAUCUCAUAAACAGGCGCAAGAUAUGCCGUUUGGUGGAUACCAGUCUAGGAGGUGAAUACUCCACAGGCGGGGUGAAGAAAGUCGCUGCCCUUGCUCUUGAAUGCUUGGCCUUGGAUGCUAAGAUGAGGCCGUCCAUGGACAAGGUGGUCUCUGUUCUCGAAGGAAUUCGAGACUCCAUUGAUCAACACAUAAAACGAACACAUCUCAAGUCCAAUGGUAAAGGGAAAAUGUGGACAUUUGGGUAA